GAAGAUAUGUAUCUCUUAGCCGCGAUUCGCAGUCCGAUUAUCCUAAAUUAGGAAGUCCUCCCGUUCAUGCCUCGGUUUCCUCGGACUCCACCCUACAGCACAUUCAGAGCUGGCCAGGAUGGAACUUGUACUAUAUAGACUGACUCUGUGCCGUGCAGUCUCGAGUUAACAGCACUUCCUAUAAACUUGCGAUCUCAGUCGUUGCAGGUGAUUGGUACUUUCUUUGUAAGAAUUCAGCUAAACAAAGCACCUACGAGUCAUUUACACGAGAAAACCGCACAAAGAAAGACGGGACGUCACGUCAUUCAUUAUGGCUCCUGAUAAGCUUGUGCCAAACGACUCUCGGGUCAAGACGGAGACUGCGCAGAUUCGGGGUAAAAACUACAAGUACAUUGUUGGAGAGCCUGAGGGUACCCCACUGGAGACUAUCGUUCUCAUCCAUGGCUUUCCAGAUCUCGGAUUUGGCUGGCGCUAUCAGGUUCCCUACCUUAUGUCCCUAGGAUUCCGGGUCAUUGUCCCCGAUAUGGUGGGAUAUGGCGGCACUGAUGCUCCAGAGUCACUUGAGGAGUACACAUACAAGAGCCUUUCAGCUGACAUCAACGAGCUGGCUCGGAAGUACGUUGGAGAGGAUGGACAGAUCAUUCUUGGUGGACACGAUUGGGGUGGUGCUAUUGUGUGGAAGGCCGCCUGCUGGUAUCCUCAGCUGAUUAAGGGUGUCUUCAGUGUCUGCACACCCUACAUGCAGCCCAGAGAGACAUUUGUCCCCCUCGAAGCUGUCAUCCAGAGUGGCCAUCUGCUCAACUUUAGCUACCAACUACAGUUCAAGGGCCCCGAGGUUCAAUCCCGUCUCCAAGGAGAGGAAAAGAUCCGGCAGUUCUUGAAUGCCCUCUAUGGCGGCCGUACACCCAGCGGUGAUCUUGGGUUCUCUGCCAAGGACGGCAUCUACUUCGACAAGCUACCGGAACUCGGUCCCUCGCCACUUGUCAGCAAGGAAGAGUUGGACUACUACGCCAAAGAAUAUGCCGCGAAAGAACCCCCUGAGCUGCGUGGCCCUCUAAACUAUUACCGCAUGCAGGAGCUCAACCACCGCGACGAUGCAGAGGUAGCCAAGAAGGGUGGCCACAAGUUCGAGAUGCCAGCUUUGUUCAUCACUGCAACUGACGAUUCGGCUCUCCCACCGUCUAUGUCCAAGGGAAUGGACUCAGCCUUUACCAACUUAACUCGGGAGGAAGUCAAAGCGUCUCACUGGGCGUUAUGGCAGGCUUCUGAGGCCGUGAACCAACAUAUCACGAAAUGGCUUGAUGGGGUGCUGGAUGGUGCCUUGAAGGCAAAGGCAUCUCUAUGAGCAGAGACCAGAUAUUCAGCCUCUGUUGUACAUGAUCUCAAUAGAUUUUAUGCGCACGCACCGAGUAAUUUUCUGAACAAUGAGUAUACACAGUUCGUAUGUGUCCAAACCUAAGCAAUGGAAAUGCAUUUCACACUUUUCCUUGCUUCUUUAUAUCUGUAAGAAUGCAAAUACCUACUGUCACAAAACACGACGCCCAACUCGUGGUUACCUCAUUGAGGGACGUGCUAUACGUUUACAAAGGAGUCUUAAGUCUGUCGCUUCAAAUUUUAGAGGCCCGGAGGGUCUUUGAACAGCUAUUUGCUUGCCGUGCCGGCUUCAUUGGAGUUCAGAAGAAAAGAGGCAAGGUAUUACACCACCAAGAACUUUCUAUGAAAAUGUAAAUAUAACGGGGUUAAUGACCUCAAUUGAUGAUGAAAUACCAGGAAAUUUCGCAAUGCAAGAUUUGACUCCCUUCAA
Messenger RNA from Fusarium odoratissimum NRRL 54006, 1804 nucleotides. RefSeq lists its product as uncharacterized. Gene Ontology annotation, molecular function: hydrolase activity. The coding region runs from base 311 to 1345 and encodes 344 amino acids. The record is from RefSeq and is a predicted model, not a curated record. The transcript is spliced from 2 exons. Lineage: Eukaryota; Fungi; Ascomycota; Sordariomycetes; Hypocreales; Nectriaceae.